AUGGCAUCUACUGUAUGGCCCAGCAAGACUGCUGAAAGCGUGAAAUUGAUAAUACCCGAAGCCUAUGAUCCUUACAACGGAGAUGUUCUGAACAAAUGCUUUAUUCGAUAUAAUGCUGACAAAGGCUGCUUUUUGGUUGUCUCGGAAGGCGAUGAGAAGACUCUAGAUAUCAUCGAUUCACGAGAUAUUGUCGGCGCGUCCGUCGAAGUUGACAUAUUUGGAUCUGUUGAAACCAAUGAGCUUAGACGACUAGCCACCGCACAGUCCACGGACUCUUCAAACGGCAAUUCCCCCAACAAUCGAGAUGACAACGAGCCGGGCACAGAUGAAGUGAACGACACACAGGGAGCCGCCAUUUUGAAGAUUUUUGCCUACCCUCGUGUCCAUCCCUCGGAAGAAAGCAUAAUGUCGAGCUGUGCUACGAGUGCUCCAAAAAGAAAGCCAAAUACAGAAUACAGAACACAGUCUGAUAAGGGUAAACUGAGAUCCCGUCGGGCUCAUCAUCGGCAGUUCCAGGUAGCUCCCUCGGAAGACUUGUCCGGUCUUUCAACUCUUAUUGACGCCAUUCGAGCAAUAUGCAAACCUGGCUACAAUCCAAAAGACAAAUUGCUGGUUCUAGUCAAUCCGUACUCGGGAACCAAAAAGGGAACACAGAUUUUCAAUAAUACCGUAGCUCCCAUGUUUGUGGAAGCAGGAAUCGACUAUGACUAUUUGAUGACUACCAGCGCCAAUCAUGCAUUUGAACGUAUGAAAGAGCAAGGGGAAGACUCGAAAAUUCCAGACUUGUCCGAGUACGACGGUGUCGUUGCAGUUGGAGGUGAUGGUAUCAUCCACGAAAUGUUUCAGGGAAUCCGAACGAGGUCCGACUGCGACAAGAUCUUGAGUAAACUAAAGUUGGGCGUUGUAGGGUCUGGUACAUCCAAUGGGCUUGCCAAAACACUGGCUCAUGCUAGCAACGAGCUAGACAAUGCUGUUGACUAUGCUUUUCUGGUUGCUAAAGGAAAUUCAGAAAAGAUGGAUCUAUCGCUUUACGAGACGUCGUCGUCGAAAUACAUAUCAUUCCUUACUUUUUCAUGGUCCAUGAUUGCGGAUAUUGAUAUUGAAUCUGAAGCCAUUCGAUUCAUGGGGUUCUUACGAAUGGACAUUUGGGGUGUUUUGAGUGUAUUGAGAAUGCGGAGAUACCGAGCACGCUUGUCGUAUUUACCACCAUCUGACGAAAGCAAUACUAUAGUGACAAAAUGUCCUUCCAUCAACGAACCCAUUCCCUGUGAUGAAAAGUGGGUCUCAAGUGAAAGUGAUUUCCUCUUGCUUUGGGCGUCUCAAGUGACACAUGCAGCAGAGAAGACACACAACUCACCCAAUUGCAAGCUAAAUGAUGGUGUCUUUGAGAUUCUCGUUGUUCGUGAAAAUAUAUCCCGACUGAGAAUGGCAAUGAUAUUGUUGGGAUUGGAUAGUGGAGACCACGCGAAUAUGCCAGGUGUAGAAUUCAUCAGGUGUAGCGCCUAUCGGCUAGAACCAAUAACACCGGGAUCCUUUAAUGAUCUGGAUGGAGAGGUAAUUGAAGCUGGCCCAGUGCAAGCCCAUGUGAUGCCAGGAGCUGUCAAUGUAUUCUGUACGCCAAUAGAUAAAUAA
Cylindrotheca closterium is the source of this 1632-nucleotide messenger RNA. NCBI's taxonomy places the organism in Eukaryota, Bacillariophyta, Bacillariophyceae, Bacillariales, Bacillariaceae. The record is from the annotation of a GenBank genome assembly.